CAUGCGGGGGGCUCUGACACCUCUACCUUCCUUGCUGCUGCUGUUGCUGCUGCUGUUGGGGUGUGGGCCACGGGCUACCUCUGGCGGCGGGGCUGGUGGGGCAGCAGGCUACGCUCCUGUGAAGUACGUGCAGCCCAUGCAGAAAGGACCUGUGGGACCACCCUUCCGAGAGGGCAAAGGCCAGUUCCUGGAAAUGCCUCUACCGCUGCUGCCAAUGGACCUGAAAGGAGAGCCAGGCCCUCCUGGAAAGCCUGGGCCUCGGGGCCCCCCUGGUCCUCCUGGCUUCCCAGGAAAACCAGGCACUGGAAAGCCAGGGCUCCAUGGGCAGCCUGGCCCUGCUGGCCCCCCUGGCUUCUCUCGGAUGGGCAAGGCUGGUCCCCCAGGGCUCCCAGGCAAGAUUGGACCACCCGGACAGCCAGGACUUCGGGGGGAGCCAGGGAUACGAGGGGACCAGGGCCUCCGGGGGCCACCAGGGCCCCCUGGCCUCCCUGGUCCCUCAGGCAUUACUGUCCCUGGAAAACCAGGUGCUCAGGGAGUACCAGGCCCCCCAGGAUUCCAGGGGGAGCCAGGGCCCCAGGGAGAGCCUGGACCCCCAGGAGAGCGAGGCCUCAAGGGGGAUAAUGGAGUGGGCCAGCCAGGGCUGCCUGGAGCCCCUGGGCAGGGAGGUGCCCCUGGACCCCCUGGCCUCCCUGGUCCAGCUGGCUUAGGCAAACCUGGUUUGGAUGGGCUGCCUGGGGCCCCUGGAGACAAGGGUGAGUCUGGGCCUCCUGGGAUUCCAGGCCCUAGGGGGGAGCCAGGAGCUAUAGGUCCAAAAGGACCCCCUGGGAUAGAUGGUGUGGGGGUGCCAGGGGUAGCAGGGGUGCCAGGGCCACAAGGCCCAGCAGGGGCCAAAGGGGAACCAGGGACCCGGGGUCCCCCCGGCCUGAUAGGCCCCACUGGCUAUGGGAUGCCAGGACUGCCAGGCCCCAAGGGGGAUAGGGGCCCAGCUGGGGUCCCAGGACUCUUGGGGGACAGGGGUGAGCCAGGGGAAGAUGGGGAGCCAGGAGAGCAGGGACCACAGGGCCUUGGGGGCCCCCCUGGACUUCCUGGGUCUGCAGGGCUCCCUGGUAGACGUGGGCCCCCUGGACCUAAGGGGGAGACAGGACCCAUAGGACCCCCAGGGGUGCCUGGCAUUCGGGGUGAUCAAGGACCUAGUGGUCUGGCUGGGAAACCUGGGCUCCCAGGUGAGAGGGGACUUCCUGGGACUCACGGCCCCCCUGGACCAACUGGGCCCAAGGGUGAGCCAGGUUUCACGGGUCGCCCUGGAGGACCAGGGGUGGCAGGAGCCCUAGGGCAGAAGGGUGACUUGGGCCUCCCUGGGCAGCCUGGUCUGAGGGGCCCCUCAGGAAUCCCAGGUCUCCAGGGCCCAGCUGGCCCUAUUGGGCCCCAGGGUCUGCCAGGCCUAAAGGGUGAACCAGGCCUGCCAGGGCCCCCUGGAGAGGGGAAAGUAGGGGAACCUGGCUCUGCUGGGCCCACAGGACCCCCUGGAGUUCCUGGCUCCCCAGGACUCACAGGCCCUCCUGGGCCACCAGGGCCUCCAGGGCCCCCUGGUGCCCCUGGGACCUUCGAUGAGACUGGCAUCGCAGGCUUGCACCUGCCCAAUGGUGGUGUGGAGGGUGCUGUGCUGGGCAAAGGCGGCAAGCCUCGGUUUGGGCUGGGGGAGCUGUCGGCCCAGGCCACGCCAGCCUUCACUGCCGUGCUCACCUCGCCCUUUCCUGCCUCGGGCAUGCCUGUGAAAUUUGACCGGACUCUCUACAAUGGCCACAGCGGCUACAACCCAGCCACGGGCAUCUUCACCUGUCCUGUGGGCGGCGUCUACUACUUUGCUUACCAUGUGCAUGUCAAGGGCACCAAUGUGUGGGUGGCCCUGUACAAGAACAAUGUGCCAGCCACCUACACUUAUGAUGAAUACAAGAAGGGCUACUUGGACCAGGCAUCUGGCGGGGCCGUGCUCCAGCUGCGGCCCAAUGACCAGGUCUGGGUGCAGAUGCCCUCGGACCAGGCCAAUGGCCUCUACUCCACCGAGUACAUCCACUCGUCCUUUUCAGGAUUCUUGCUCUGCCCCACAUAACCCACAGUGGGGCCCUGCUGCCCUGGCCGCCUCCUCUUUAGUGGUAGAGUGACCUUUUCAGUUACAAAGACCUCCAUUUAAAGAACGAACCAAAGGCUGAACAGAGGCAGAGGUAACCGUGGCCCAGGAGACUUGAUUUGCUUUCCCCUACAGUAUGCUGGCUGAUAUUGUUUCUGGAAGCGGUUGGCCUGAGUCUUUACCCCAGCCAUCUGUGCAGGGUUGGGGUCACCCUGUUCCUGUCCUGCCUGGUCUGCAGGUGGACCCAGGACACUCAGCCCAGCCCCCAUGAGUUCUGCAUGCU
This is a messenger RNA of Marmota flaviventris (yellow-bellied marmot), 2411 nucleotides long. It is a transcript of the gene Col8a2, whose product is annotated as collagen type VIII alpha 2 chain. NCBI's taxonomy places the organism in Eukaryota, Metazoa, Chordata, Mammalia, Rodentia, Sciuridae. The record is from RefSeq and is a predicted model, not a curated record. Gene Ontology annotation, molecular function: protein binding.